This is a messenger RNA of Opisthorchis viverrini, 324 nucleotides long. RefSeq lists its product as hypothetical. NCBI's taxonomy places the organism in Eukaryota, Metazoa, Platyhelminthes, Trematoda, Opisthorchiida, Opisthorchiidae. The transcript has 2 exons. Bases 1 to 324 code for a protein of 107 amino acids. The record is from RefSeq and is a predicted model, not a curated record.
AUGUCAAGAACAAGGGACGGUGUAUCAAAUGAGAAGAACCCUGGAGAAGUGGUCAUACAGAUAGGCUGCAGGCGAGUGAUUCGUGAUACGCAUUCUUGUGUGGGCUCUUCGGCUGGGUCCGGAGAUGGCAGGCGUAGCAGGAAAUCCGAGUCAGCCUUAAUAUCAGCUGAGUUGAAGCGAAGUCAGCUGCAGAAAGUGUUGGAAAUGCAGGCUGUUAGAGAUGAGCAGGACCGUGAACGACAGCUACUGAGCGACAAGAACAAAAGCGACCCGGAAACCUUGGGCAUUAGCCUCGAUCCUAUGUGUCAAUCCGUGAAUCCGUGA